This is a messenger RNA of Acaulospora colombiana, 1332 nucleotides long. The record is from the annotation of a GenBank genome assembly. NCBI's taxonomy places the organism in Eukaryota, Fungi, Glomeromycota, Glomeromycetes, Diversisporales, Acaulosporaceae.
AUGCCUCAAGAGUCAAGCACUUCGCCGUGCCAACUCCACACGACCGUUUCCAGUUCAUCGGUUACGGCUACGCCGGACAAAAAGAAUAUUGCCGAAGCUUUCAACAAGACGCUUGAAAAGAUAACCAAUAAAAUCAAUGAAGUGUCCCUUGAUAUGACCCCUGCCGGAAAACAGUUACCGCAGAAUAGCUGCUUGAAGAUCAGCCCUGCCGACUCGGAUAGAUCAGAAUCAUCGGGUCACUCCGGUGAAUCGAGCGGUCAAACUAGUUCUACUUCCAUUUGCGAAGAUUCCUUUGAAAUCAAGCUGGAAGUGUUGGAGGAAAAGCCCGAAUCGGAUAAUACGGCACCGAACUCUCCACUCAAUUCCGCUCUUGAUAGAUUCGCGCCUGUUGCCCUAUCGCAGAGGAAAACAAUCUCUGCUCAACAAAAAUUAAUGCUGCCGGAUUCAAUGAGACCAUCUUCUCGAAUAACUUCCGUGCCAGAAAAGGAAUGCGUUACCCCAAAAGCUCUAUCCCGAAUUCGCUGUGUUGCGUGCAUCCACGGAAAUCCUGUUGCAGAAUUCAAGAAAACUGUUCAAUCGGGAGUUUAUUCAAUGGCAACCAGACUCAACGAAAAAACUUUAGCCUCGGGAAAUCCUGAAGAGGCGACUGUUCUCGGUUCACUUUCUUCGGUUUUUCCCGGUGGGACAGAAACGACGCGACCGGUUCAACCCAUGACUGCCGUCAUUAACAGACCUCAACAAGUCCAAUUCGGCGAACUCAGCAAAUUGGCUGUUGCACAUAAUUGGCCUGUGGUGAAACUUGCCAAUAAACUAAUGAUACUUCAGGUUUCUGGCUUGGCGCUUCCUGAAGAUUUGCAGGAUCGGUUGUCCCCAUUCAAGAAAGACGAUGAUGACGAAGCGGAUCAAGACUCCGAAAUUAAUAAUCCUGUCAAUCAGGCUCCCGAUGCCACAAAACCUGGUGGAUCUAGUGGUAUAAAUCUUCUUCCUUCGAAUCUCUUCAAUUCACCCCCAGCUGAAUUUGCGGGAUAUCAAGGUCAAUUUAAUCCUUUUCGAGAUGAUCAUGAGGCGAAGGCAGAUUUUCUUCACAAUGAAUUGAAACUGGCACAAGCUCAACUCAGAGCCACCGCUUCCACUUCCCGCGUUCACAUUGUCCCUCCACGACCUCAACCCGGUUCCCUCCAGGCAUUCGAUGUGUGGAACCGCCUUAACGAGCGUCGAAAUGCGGAAAUCGGAAGACCGCAAAACCUACAGUCGUCUCAGCAACAACGAAAUUUGCCCAACGCUCCUUACUUUGAUCAAGGAAACAAUCCUUUCUUUGUUAAAGAUUUUUAA